CCUCGGGUAUAAGAGGGCGUGACGGUGCAAGAGAGAUAGGGCGGGAGCAAAGCAUAGAGGACGAUAGCUAGUCUAGUCUUGGUUUGCAAUGGGUUCCAAGGCGGCCUGUCCAUGGCUUGAUUAUCUCCUAGUAGUAGUCGUCGUCCUGCUGGUGGCAGCCGCUGGCUCGGCGGCGGCGGAGGCGGCGUUCGACGAGAACUACGCGGUGCAGUGGGGCGCGGAUGGCUAUCACCUCGUCAUCCGGGGCACGGAGGCUAACAUCACCAUGGAUCAGAGCUCAGGUGCCGGGUUCCGGUCCAAGUCCAUGUACGGCUCGGGGUUCUUCCACAUGAGGAUGAAGCUGCCCUCCGGCUACACGGCCGGCGUCGUCACGACCUUCUACCUCAUCUCGCAGCCGGAAGACGGCAGCCGCGACGAGGUGGACUUCGAGUUCCUCGGCGACAAGGCCGGCGUGCCCGUCACCCUCCAGACCAACGUCUUCGUCAACGGCCGCGGCGACAGGGAGCAGCGCCUUCACCUCUGGUUCGACCCCGCCGCCGACUUCCACGACUACAAGAUCCUCUGGAACCCUUACCAGCUCGUGAUGUUCGUGGACGACACGCCGAUCCGGGUGCUAAGGAAUCUGACGGCCACCGUGCCGGGGUACCCGUUCCCGGCGAGGCAGACGAUGCUGAUCCGCGCGAGCGUGUGGGACGGCUCCGGCUGGGCGACGGACGGCGGCCGGACCAAGGUGGACUGGUCCCAGGGGCCCUUCACGGCCGGGUACCGGGGGUUCGACGUCAGCGGCUGCGCCAGCAACGGCAGCGCGACGCCGCCGUGCGGCUCGCCGGACCUGUGGUGGAACGGCGGCGACUACCGGAACAUCACCGCCGAGCAGCGGGCGGCCUACGAGGACGUGAAGAAGAACUACAUGAACUACGACUACUGCGCCGAUAAGGGCAGGUUCAACAACACCGUGCCGGUCGAGUGCAACUACGCUUAAUUAUAAGCUAGGUGUGCCAUUGUAUCGAUCAGAUCCUCGU
Molecule: messenger RNA, 1022 nt
Organism: Panicum virgatum (switchgrass)
Lineage: Eukaryota; Viridiplantae; Streptophyta; Magnoliopsida; Poales; Poaceae
Product: putative xyloglucan endotransglucosylase/hydrolase protein 1
Exons: 4
Coding region: 89-982 (297 amino acids)
Biological process (GO): xyloglucan metabolic process; cell wall biogenesis
Cellular component (GO): cell wall; apoplast
Molecular function (GO): hydrolase activity, hydrolyzing O-glycosyl compounds; xyloglucan:xyloglucosyl transferase activity
Source: RefSeq, a predicted model, not a curated record